UUGUUAUAUCACGAUAGAGGCACUACAAUGAAGUUAAAGCUAUUGCUUUUGUUUGCGUUCUUCUACGAGACCGUAGAUGCGCAUUCAGAGAUGAUAUUUUCCAUUCCAAAUAAAUGUGUUGCCAAAAAUUUGCAAAAAUCUUUUGACGGGGCUGGAUCAGUGGCCAAAACGUAUCCUGGGACAACCUACCAAGUCGGUGAAACAUUGAUGACAUCAUGGAAAAUAUUAAUAGACAAAGUGGGAACGUUAAGUAAAAGCAAUUCAACAAUUUUAUCAACAUCCUCGGCUGAAUUAUUAGAGUCAAUGAGUAUGUUGAAUAAAUUUGGCGUAUCAGCAACUAAUAUUCUACGCGAAUGGGCUAUAGUUAUGCCAACAUAUUCGAAGGCAAGGGCAAACAUUGUCUCGAAUCUUUCGGAAAAAAUUGGGGAACUGACACAAUGCGUCAAUCAGGCCAUAGAGAAAGAAGCAUCGGAAACUAUUAAGAUUGUAGAGCAAUUUCAAAGUCUGGAUGGUCAAAGUGAUGGUUUGAAAAAAAUUGAACCCAAAGCCCUAAUCAAAGCAACGCAAAUUGUGAUAAAUAUAAUAGCUCUUAUAGCGGAAACUUCGCUAGACAUUUGUGAAUUAAAGCCCGAUGUUUAUGAGGGAGUAGCUGCUGUAAUUCUACUAUGUCAUUCCAUUGCAAUUGGUUGUACGGGAACGUAUACCAAUAUUGCAGCAGUUUUAUAUUCGACGUCACUUCAAGAAAUAGCCGAAAUUCUCAACAAUUGUUUACUGGCGCUAACGCCUCUGGUAGAAGGUAUGGCCAAGUCGAUUAAUGCAAUGACAGAUACUGCAGAAAGUAUUUCCGUACUUUUGAAAGAUUUUGUUCGGUUAACUAAAAAGUUCAAUGAUCAGCUGUUUCGUUUUGGUCUUGGAUUUUGCAACGAAGAUCGAAACAAAAGUAUUAAGCUAACAGUCGCCGAAGUUAAACGACAAUUAUUACGUGGUGAUUGAUGAAAAAUUACUUGUAAUUAAUAAAGAGAUUCGUUUCACUUUUCCUAAAU
This is a messenger RNA of Bradysia coprophila, 1043 nucleotides long. RefSeq lists its product as uncharacterized. NCBI's taxonomy places the organism in Eukaryota, Metazoa, Arthropoda, Insecta, Diptera, Sciaridae. The record is from RefSeq and is a predicted model, not a curated record.